Oldenlandia corymbosa var. corymbosa is the source of this 1727-nucleotide messenger RNA. The record is from the annotation of a GenBank genome assembly. NCBI's taxonomy places the organism in Eukaryota, Viridiplantae, Streptophyta, Magnoliopsida, Gentianales, Rubiaceae.
AAAAAUUAAGCAAACGCGCGUAAAAUGGUGACAAGACUACAUUUCUCUUUAGUCUACAGCGUGGCCCAUUGACUCUUUCUCUUCCCAAUUGCCAAUAGAAAACCAAAAGACAACCCAAAGUCCUUCAAGUCAACGUCGAAUGAACAAACACCACACGAUUUUUUGGUUUAUUAUAAGUAGUUCCGAUGAAAAGGAUGGAGCGCCUGGGAGAGAAUUAAGGGAGAGGAGAUCAGAAAAUUAGAUGGAAGAACUUAAAGAAGCCGCCAUUAAAAACGAUGUUGAAGCUCUUGCUCGGUUACUUCAGAAAGAUAAACUUAUUCUUGAUCGACUCACGCUGAAUUCUCAUGAUAUGAACCCUCUUCAUAUCGCAGCAAUGUUUGGCCAUGUGGAAUUUGUCCAAAGAGUUCUGCUUGCCAGUCCUGAUUUGUGUUUAGCUGGUGAUCGAUUCAGAAGAAUCCCUUUACAUCUGGCAAUCAUCAAGGGGAAACUGGAUGUUGUGAGAGAAUUAGUUCAUGCCAGGCCAAUUUCAGCUCGGGAAAAGAUCGAUGGAGGAGGAAAUGCUCUGCAUUUGUGCGUCAAGUACAAUCAGUUAGCUGCUUUGAAGUUGUUGAUCGAAACUAUAAAAGAUGAUGAUUUUGUUAACCGGAAGGAUGAUGAUGGGAUGACCAUAUUACAUCUCGCAAUUUGCGAUAAGCAAACAGAGACAAUUAAAUACUUGCUUGGAAACAACCAAGUCGUCGUACAUGUGAAUGUUAAGAAUUCAAAUGGAAGCACCCCAUUAGACCUUUUCCAAGGAGACUGCGACCCGGAAAUUGGACGGAUUCUUCAUCAAGCUGGAGCCAGAAGAGGAAGAGAAUUACUUGAUUCAUCAGUGUCAGCAUCGAAAUCUUCCGGCGAAAAGCCGGCAAAAAAGGGCAACGGCGACAACGAUUGGCUAUCCAGGAAAAGGGAUGCGAUAAUGGUGGUUGCCUCACUUAUAGCAACAAUGGCAUUCCAAGCCGGCGUUAGUCCAACCGGCGGGGUUUGGCAAGAUGAUUCAAAUCCUGACGGACCAGCCGGAACAGCGGUGAUGGCACUGAAGCAUCCGAAAUAUUACAAAAAUUUUGUCAGGACUAAUACAGUAGCCUUUGUUUCCUCCCUGAGCACGAUUCUGUUCCUAAUAAGUGGUUUGCCAUUUAGGUACAAGUUCUUCAUGUGGGCUCUAAUGGUGGUUAUGUGGUUGACCAUUACAGCCAUAGCUUCAACUUAUGGCAUAUCAAUUCUUAUGGUUACUCCGGUACAUCAGAAGAAGGAUUUGAGUCAAGUUAUUAAAACUUCUGUCACGGUUUGGUGUGGCGUGAUGUCGCUUUUGCUGCUCGGAAACACAAUUCGACUGAUAAACCGGUGGAUUAGGAAACGAUAUGGCGUUGAUAUGUUUAGAAAGCUCAGGAGGCAGGGGAGUUGUUCUGCAGCUCCGGCGCAGAGCAAUGGUCACCAAGGAAGUAGUCUUCCGUAUGUAAGUGUUGAAUUAAACAAGGUGUAACUGUAUACUCUAUUCCACUGAUUAGGAAAUUUUUGAAUCCUUUUGAAUUUGCAAAUAAUUUAUUCCCUCUGUCCCAUAAUUAUUGUCUAGUUUGGGUUUUUAUUUCUAGGUCAAAUUAUACUAAAAAUAAAAUCUCAAACUGGACAAUAAUUUUGGGACAGAGUAGAUUUUAUAGCUUUACUGGAUUUACAUCUUAGAUUCUCUC